GUGGAGGUAUGUGCUGACAGUUUGUGAGCGCCCAAGCGAAUGCAGCUGUGCGAAUGUCUUAUUGGUAUUGAUUCGCAUCUGUUUAUACUUUAAACCAUGUCUACAAUUGAAUUUAAGUCAUGUAGUUAUCCUGAACUCAUUCAAUUGACUUUAUGAAUUUACAACUGAUUUUGUGAAUUUACAAUUACAUAGUGAUAGUAUUAAAAAAGAUUGUUAUCCAAAUAUAGCUCUGAAUAUUUUUUUUCUUAUUUUGAUUCUGAUAUUUAGUCACAUUAGAAACAUUGUUCUUGUUUUAUAUUUGUCAACAAUGAGUUAUAAUCGUAAAGUCUCAUAUUUUUAUAAUCCCAAUGUUGGAAAUUUUCAUUAUGGACCAGGACAUCCAAUGAAACCACAUCGACUUUCAGUAAUUCAUAGUCUCGUUCUCAAUUAUGGACUUCAUAAAAAAAUGCAAAUUUAUCGUCCGUAUCGCGCAAGUACACACGAUAUGUGUCGUUUCCAUUCUGAUGAAUAUGUUGACUUUCUACAACGAGUAACACCCCAGAAUUUACAAAACUAUACUAAAUACUUAAGUCAUUUUAAUGUUGGUGAUGAUUGUCCAGUUUUUGAAGGCCUUUUUGACUUUUGUUCAAUGUAUACCGGAGCUUCGCUGGAAGGAGCUACAAAACUCAACAAUAACUGUUGUGAUAUUGCUAUCAAUUGGAGUGGUGGUCUCCAUCAUGCUAAAAAGUUUGAAGCUUCUGGGUUUUGCUACAUUAAUGAUAUUGUUAUAGCUAUAUUAGAAUUACUUAAGUACCAUGCAAGGGUUCUUUACAUAGACAUUGAUGUUCAUCAUGGAGACGGAGUCCAAGAAGCAUUUUACUUGACUGAUAGAGUAAUGACUGUUUCUUUUCAUAAGUAUGGUAAUUAUUUUUUUCCCGGUACUGGAGACAUGUACGAAAUUGGAGCAGAAAGUGGAAGAUAUUAUUCUGUGAACGUACCCUUGAAAGAAGGAAUUGAUGAUUUAUCUUAUGUUCAAGUUUUUAAACCUGUAAUUUCCCAUGUCAUGGAAUUUUUCAGACCUACUGCUAUUGUACUUCAAUGUGGAGCAGAUUCAUUAGCAAAUGAUAGGUUAGGGUGUUUCAGUCUCAGCACAAAAGGACACGGGGAGUGUGUCAAAUUCGUUAAAGAUUUGAAUAUUCCAUUACUUACAGUUGGAGGAGGAGGUUAUACUUUACGGAAUGUUGCUAGAUGUUGGACUUAUGAAACAUCUUUGUUAUUGGAUGAACAAAUUAGCAAUGAACUUCCUUAUACCGAAUAUUUAGAAUAUUUUGCACCUGAUUUCACUUUACAUCCUGAUGUUGUAAAUAGGCAAGAUAAUGCCAACAGCAAAUUAUAUUUAGAAGCAAUUACACGUCAUGUAUAUGAAAACUUAAAAAUGGUUCAACAUUCACCAAGUGUUCAAAUGCAAGAUGUACCAUACGAUGUUUUACCUCCUGAGGAAGAUCGACAACUGGAGUCUGAUCCUGAUUCGCGAGUCAAUGUACAAGAUAUGGACAAAGUUGUAGAACCACCAAGUGAAUAUUAUUCCGGUGAUAAAGAUCAAGAUAAAAUGGAAGUUGCAGAAUCAUAGUCGAGGAAGUUUGUUUUGAUCGUCAAUAAUCAUAAAUCAUUGUACAUUAUAUUAAAUAUUUCAGUAGAUACAUACAAAUCAAAAUAUUCCGUCAAUAUGAAAUUUUAUUAUAACUUUUAUUCUUUUAAAUCACAAAUUUGUUACAUAAUUCUUUUUUGUAAAUUUCUAAAAAGUAAAAAAUAAUUGUAGUAAAAUUAUGCUCAAAUUCUUUUAAUAUACUUUUCUAUGAUUUAAGACUUCGUAAUAAGAUAUUUAAAAAUCACUUUAAUAUUUUUUUUUAUUUUUCCAUAAGAUAAAAAUAUAUGACAGAUUAUCAUGAAAUUUGGUGUUAUUAUGAAAUAAAUUUUUGGCAUUUAAUGAUCAUUUAAAUAUUUAUACAAGAGAAUCUACAUUCGAAGUCAGUUAAAUAGCUGUUCAUUAUAUCCUCCCACUUCCCCUCAAACUUUGCCCUUAUCAUUGAUACGUCAAAAUGAGGGCCAGAGAUAUUAUCCAAUAGAAAUUUCUUUUGAAAUGAGAUAUUCAUGAAAGAACAAUUAAUUGAAAAUACAAAACCCGAAAUUCAAUCCAGUACAAAUUUAAAAAAAAUGCCGCUCGACUAUAUCCAAAAUGGAAAGUUUCAUGAAGUGAUCACGUCAACUGAAAAAAUUUUUCGUGGAAAAUUACAUGUUUAUCUUUCAAGAUUUCUACAAAGAACCAUUUAGACUUGAUUAUGAUCUUACGAAAUCGAUUAUUCCACUUUUUGAAGCGCCGUAAAAAAUGAACUAAUCAAUUGAAAAUAAAGCUUAUAAGAGUGUUAAGUCAUACUUAUUUCAUAAGCUACUAUAGGAAUUUUACAAAAUUGAGUUAUAUCUAAUUAGUUUUAAUAGCAAUUAGAGGAUAUACAACUGUGAAAGCUAAUUUUUUCGAUUUGUUUUUAAAUUUUCAAGACUAUAAAAUUGGUUAAAACAAAAAGCUAUAUAAGAGAAAUCAGAGUAAAUCGCACGAAGUCUAAGUUGCAUUUUACUUAAUUAAGUUUUAAAAUUCGGUUUAAAAGUUAUUCAAUGAUGAAGCGAUAAAAGGUCAUUUUUAUAAAUAAAUAAAAAAUUUCAAACACCCACGACUUCCAAAAUAAUUGACCGAUUUUGCUCAGCAUCGAACUCGAUCGAGUUAAUAGCUCAAUGAAAAAGUGUACCAAAUUUUAUAAUCAUGCGGUAAGAAUAGUAGUCAUCAUCAAUCAGGCAUGACGCGUUGAUGAAUUCAAAGUUCCCAACGUUGGAUGCCAAUGAAUUUUCAAAUUCCCUGAAAUCAGAAAAAAAGAUUCCUGACAAUAAAAUAAGGUGCCGGAUGUUGUAAAAAUUAAAAAAAAACUCCCUCUGGAUACCGGAGGCCAAUUCCCACCCGCACAAAUCAAGAUUUCAAAUUUAAAAAUUCGAAAAAAAUACUCGUACACUUUUGUUCAGUGCAAAAAAGUUAUGGACGGUCUAUUACACUCAUAUUGACUAAAAAAAAAUCCCUCUGUUACCGUCCGUGCUCUGGAACACAGUCAAUCUACCCACGGAUGUUACUGGUGACAUUUAAAAAAUUUCAACAGUAACUUGUGUGGGUGGAUUGACUGGGUUCCAGAGCGUUAAGGAUGACGGAAAUUUUUUCCUGAGUUAAUAUAAGUGUAAUAGUUCCUCUAUAAUUUUUUGGUGUUGAACAAAAGUGUACGAGUACCUUUUACGGAUUUUUUUAAUGUCACCACUGACAUCCGUGGGUGGAUUGACUGGGUUCCGGAGCACUGAGGGUGACGGGGAUUUUUUGCUGAGUCAAUAUGAGUGUAAUAGACCUUCCAUAAUUUUUUUGCAGUGAACAAAAGUGUACGAGUAUUUUUUUGAAUUUUUAAAUUUGAAACCUUGAUUUGUGCGGGUGGGACUUGGCCUCCGGUAUCCAGAGAGAGUUUUUUUUUAAUUUUUACAACAUCCGGCACCUUAUUUUAUUGUCAGGAAUAUUUUUUUCUGAUUUCAAGGAAUUUGAAAAUUUGUUGGCAUCCAACGUUGGGAAUUUUAGAUUCAUCUCUUAAUUUUAAUUUUACGUACUUUACAUAUGAUUUUGAAGUUUUCCAAUUUUAAAUAUAUAGGAAUGUUAGGAUUUUUUAAAAUUAUCUAUAGCUCAGCCGCAUUAAAUAGUCUUCUUAGUAAUUUUAUUGAGAUUCCAAUCGUUUUUUCUGUAUUGGAUCUGAAAAUAACUUUUUUGAAUAAUAAUUUGAGUUUUUAGUUGAUUUAACUAAAUAACGAAAUUUACAGUAAAAAUGCACAAGACAAUUUUUUCGGAAAUUUGAUUCUCUACAAAAGAGGUCCUUUUAUUUAAGUGGCUCAAGUUCUUUGUUCACGUGAUAUAGGCAUUUUAUUAAUUUUAUAAAUAAAAUAUUUGUCA
This is a messenger RNA of Microplitis demolitor, 4003 nucleotides long. RefSeq names its product histone deacetylase 3 (gene HDAC3). The transcript has 2 exons. Gene Ontology annotation, molecular function: histone deacetylase activity. The coding region runs from base 308 to 1609 and encodes 433 amino acids. Lineage: Eukaryota; Metazoa; Arthropoda; Insecta; Hymenoptera; Braconidae. The record is from RefSeq and is a predicted model, not a curated record.